Onthophagus taurus is the source of this 3103-nucleotide messenger RNA. Its product is annotated as glutamate receptor ionotropic, kainate 2-like. NCBI's taxonomy places the organism in Eukaryota, Metazoa, Arthropoda, Insecta, Coleoptera, Scarabaeidae. Gene Ontology annotation, cellular component: membrane. The record is from RefSeq and is a predicted model, not a curated record. Gene Ontology annotation, molecular function: ligand-gated monoatomic ion channel activity.
CGCCAUUCGACCCGAUAAUAUUAAGUGCCCUUUUCCCGUUUUAGACUCUUGAGCGCUACGUGGACGUGUAAGUGCUUAACUGUAUCGGUAAUUAGUGUUAGAUAUGUUCGGAACGACACGAACCGGUCUAAACAUUUAAAGAUAUUUUCUAGUUGUAUAAACAAAGUAGUUGUAUUUUAAGAUUUUUAAUAAAUAUUAAUUUGGUAUUAAGAAAUUAUAUGAGAAAGAGAUGAAAUUAUAACCCUAUCUUUUUAACGAGAGUCGUUUCUUAAAAUAACCGCGAGUUUUUGGUACGAUUCCAAAUUUUCUGGGGACACGGUGUUCAAGUCUCCAACGAUUCAAAAAAGAAAUUAUGUUGUUCUUAGUAUUCUUUUAUACUAUAUUACAUAGUUUAAAUGUUUCUUUUGCGCAAUACAACAUUGGUUUAAUCGAUGAGGUUGACUAUGAUGUACGCUCAGCUUUCGACAUCGCCUCACAAUCAAAACUUUUAAUACCCCAUAAAGAGGCUUUAUUUUCAACGGAUCCUUACAGAGCUUUGCAAAUAGCGUGUUCUUUAUUAGACUCAAAAGUAAUCGGAAUUUUGGUGACAUCAAAUCGAGAAAACACCGACCCAGUUCAAUCAAUAUGCGAUUUAAAAGAGAUUCCAAUGUUGGAGGUUCGUUGGAAUGAUCGGCUAUCAAGAGGUGGGACAUCAAUUAAUAUUUAUCCACACCCCCCAAGUUUAAGUAAAGCUUACGUGGAUAUAAUUAAAUUUUGGAAAUGGGAUGAGUUCACAAUUCUUUACGAAGAUAACGAAGGAUUAAGUAGAAUGAGCGAAAUUUUAAAAAUGGGGCACAUUUACAACAUAAUGGUUAAACAAUUAAUCGCUGAAGAAGGCUCUAAUUACCGAGCUUCGUUAAAGGAAGUUUGGAAAUCCGAUCACAUUAAUUUCGUUUUGGAUUGUCGUAUUGAUAAUUUAGAAACGAUUUUAGAGCAAGCGCAACAAAUUGGGUUGAUUACGAAAACAUACAGCUUUAUUAUAACAAAUUUAGAUUUUCAUACGAUCGAUUUGGAACCUUUUAAAUACAGCGAGGCUAAAAUAACCGGAGUGAGAAUGUUAAACCCCGAAUCGGAAAAAUUAAUCAGAUUCGCCGAAGAUGUAGCUGAGAAAAAACACGAAACGUACAGAUCGAAUCAACAAGAAGCAGAAAAUGUUUUAGCCGUUGAUAAACUCCGUCUUGAAACGGCUUUAGUUGCUGAUGCGGUCACGUUUUUUGGGUCCGCAGCUUUAGAAAUUGAUAAUUCAACGACUUUUUAUCAACCGAACGCGUUUUGUAGCAACUCUUAUACUUGGAAAAUGGGAAUGACCAUCUAUAAUUACAUGAAAACGCUAACAGUCGACGGUUUAACAGGAACUAUAAAAUUAGAUAAUGAAGGUUUUAGAAGCGAUUUUAACUUGGAUUUAAUCGAACUCGCCGAAGAAGGCGUUUUUACAGUUGCCACAUGGAAUAUGACAGAUGGAAUCCAAAAGAAAUUAUCACCAAUUGACAAGGUUAUCAAUGGGGAGUAUUCUUUGCAAAAUCGAAGUUUUAUUGUUAUCACAACUUUGACUUAUCCUUAUGGAAUGUUAAAAGAAUCACAAGAAAGUUUGAAAGGAAAUGAUCGUUUUGAAGGAUUCGCCAUCGAUUUAAUUCGCGAACUUGGGAAAUUAGAGGGUUUUAAUUACACCUUUAUCAUUCGCGAAGAUAAAGCUAACGGGGUUAAAGACGAGCAUGGAAAAUGGUCUGGAAUGAUCGGGGAUCUCAUCACGGAAAAAGCCGAUUUAGCAAUCACCGAUUUAACAAUAACAUCGGAACGGGAAGAAGCCGUCGAUUUUACUUCGCCUUUUAUGAAUUUAGGAAUCAGCAUUCUUUACAGAAAACCAUCGAAAGCACCCCCCAAUUUCUUUUCAUUCGCGGCACCCUUUGCGAUUGAAGUUUGGUUAACUUUAGCAGGGGCUUAUUUUAUCGUUUCGAUUUCUUUAUUUGUUAUGGGGCGAUUAUGUCCAAGCGAAUGGACGAAUCCUUAUCCAUGUAUUGAUAGCCCCGAAUUUUUAAUUAAUCAAUUUAGUUUAAGAAAUUCAUUUUGGUUUGCUAUCGGGAGUUUACUUCAACAAGGAACAGAAAUUGCUCCAAUAGCUUACGCGACUAGAAUGGUAGCUGGAAUUUGGUGGUUCUUCACCUUAAUUAUGGUAUCAUCUUACACCGCUAAUUUAGCUGCGUUUUUAGCAACAGAAAAUCCCGAUAUUCCAUUCAACAACGUUUACGAACUUAAUGAAAGAGCCGCUCGUUUAGGAAUUAAAUUUGGCGCAAAAAAAAAUGGAGCCACAUUAAAUUUUUUUAGGGAUGCAACGAGCAAAGAAUUCCAACAAAUUUAUCACUACAUGCACAGUAAUGAAGAUGAUGUAAUGAUGAAGGAAAAUAGCGAUGGUGUUGAUAGAGCUGAAAGAGAAUUGUACGCUUUUUUUAUGGAAUCGAGCUCGAUUGAAUACGAAGUUCAAAGAAGAUGCAACUUAACUCAAAUUGGUGGAUUAUUAGAUGAAAAAGGAUAUGGAAUAGCAAUGAGAAAAAAUUCUAAAUAUCGACAUGCAUUAAGCACAGCCGUUCUAAAAUUACAAGAAACGGGAAAGAUUCAAGAUUUAAAAAGGAAAUGGUGGGAGGAAAGAAGAGGUGGUGGGCAGUGUAUGGGUGAUGGUGAUCGUGAAGAUGCAAAACCACUAAAUUUAAAAAACGUUGGUGGUGUCUUUUGGGUAACAGUCGGUGGAACGUUAGCUGCGGUCGUUUUGGUUUUCUUGGAAAUGAUAUUGCACGUGAUGAAAGUUUCGAUACAACACAAAGUUUCGUUCGUUCAACUCUUAAAAGAAGAAAUGAAAUUUUACAUGCAAUUUAAAGGUUUGGUAAAACCAGUGACCACGAGGAAAGGGUCGAAAUCGCCGGAAGAGAGCGAAAAAACCAACGAACACGAGAGAAUCGAACAACCAACGUACGGGUUCUUACCUGCUAUUACGAAAGGUAGCCCGAUCGAUUAAACAUGAAUCAUUUAGAAAAAUGUUUGUGGUUAAAUAAAUGCUAAUUGGUUUUACAAA